Blastomyces gilchristii SLH14081 is the source of this 2334-nucleotide messenger RNA. RefSeq names its product transcription factor TFIIIB complex subunit brf1. The transcript is spliced from 3 exons. Gene Ontology annotation, cellular component: transcription preinitiation complex; nucleus; transcription factor TFIIIB complex. The record is from RefSeq and is a predicted model, not a curated record. Bases 1 to 2334 code for a protein of 777 amino acids. Gene Ontology annotation, molecular function: TBP-class protein binding; RNA polymerase III type 3 promoter sequence-specific DNA binding; RNA polymerase III general transcription initiation factor activity. Gene Ontology annotation, biological process: DNA-templated transcription initiation; transcription preinitiation complex assembly; transcription by RNA polymerase III. NCBI's taxonomy places the organism in Eukaryota, Fungi, Ascomycota, Eurotiomycetes, Onygenales, Ajellomycetaceae.
AUGGCCAGCAUGCGGCCUCCCACCCGCCUCCCCCGGGUUCCAGGCGGUGGGAUCCGCGGCCCCGUCCAACGCCUCGCCAGCCUCCGCAAUCCCAAUCCCACCCCAAUACCGCGCCCGCAACCAAAACCUACCACCCACCUCAAGACCACCACCUGUCCAAACCCAGGCUGCCCUGCCCCAAAUAUUGUCGAGGACGAUGGAAUGAAAGUUUGUUCGGGCUGUGGUACUGUCGUCAGCGAAGCGAACAUUGUCUCUGAAAUCACGUUUGGUGAAUCCGCAUCUGGUGCGGCCAUUGUGCAAGGGACCUUCGUUGGUGCGGGUCAGAGCCAUGGACGCAGCUUCGGGCCCGGGUUUCAACGAGGUGGGGGCAUGGAGAGUAGAGAGAUCACAGAGCAAAAUGGAAACCGUUAUAUUGCCCAGCUAUCUCGAGCAUUGAAUGUCCCAGAAAGCGCUACCAAGGCUGCUGGUCAAGUUUUCAAACUUGCAGUGGGAUUAAAUUUUAUCCAAGGUCGCCGCACAAAGACUGUUGCGGCCGUGUGUCUGUACAUUGCCUGUCGCCGCCAGGAUGGAAAUACGGUCAUGUUGAUUGACUUUGCUGAUGUGCUAAUGCUUGAAUUCGGUUCCUCGAUGAUGCAGGUUGCAAGCGAGGCAGUCCGCAUUGUGCAGCGGAUGAACCGAGAUUGGAUGAUUACUGGGCGGCGCCCUGCAGGCAUCUGCGGCGCUGCUUUGAUCCUUGCAGCCCGCAUGAACAACUUCCGACGAACUGUCCGCGAGGUUGUAUACGUUGUUAAAGUAACGGAGCUGACAAUCCAUCAGCGGUUGAACGAGUUUAAAGCGACAGAGAGCGGAGACCUCACCGUCGACCAAUUCCGCUCCGUCCAACUGGAGAAUUCCCAUGACCCACCUUCCUUCACUCAAGGGAAGAGGUUGAAACAGGCAAUGAAGGAGAAAAGGCCCACUACGGAAAUCGUAAGCGACGAUGAUGAGGAUGGAAACACCCCAGAACCAACAUCUUCCCCUGUGAACACAAGACGGGUAGAUGCAGAUGGCUUCGCUAUCCCAGAUGUGCCCAUCGAUCCCGCCCUGCUAGUCGACAAAGACGACUCCCCAGAUUCCACAACCAAGACGAAACGCGGCCGACCAAAGGGCACCAAAAAUUUCCGCCCCCCACCCCCAACAGAAUCCGAACUAGCCUCCGAAUCCGCCCUCGAAUCCGAAAUGCAAGAACUCCUCACAACAGGCUCGAACCUACUCGCCUCCACCAACACCACCUCUCAACCCACACCAUCGACCAAACCCGCACCCCAACCCCCCAAACCCGUACCUUCCACACCUGACAUUGACGCCAGCGAAUUCGACUCCGACCCAGAAGUAAAGUACUGCCUGCUCUCCCCCGCCGAAGUCGAAAUCAAAGAACGUAUCUGGGUCCAUGAGAACAAAGACUACCUACGCACGCAGCAGGCGAAAGCGCUCAAGCGGGCGUUGGCGGAGGAGGAGGAUUUGAUUAAUGGUCGGGUGCCGGGUAUUACCCGUCGACCACGCAAGCGGAGGAAAGGGAGGAUGGGUGAUGUGGGGUAUUUGGAGGGGAAGGGGGAAAAUGGCGAGGAUGUGGAUGGAAGAGGAACGAGGGCGUCGACGCCCGCAGAAGCUACGAGGCGGAUGCUUGAGAAGAGAGGGUUUAGCAAGAAGAUUAAUUAUCGGCUGUUGGAGGAGAUGUAUGAGGAUGACGAUGAGAGGAAGGGUAUCAAGAGGAGGGAGAGUGAGAAUGGGGAGGGUGGGGUUGGAAGGGAUAGGGAUAGAGAUAGGGACAGGGGGAGGAGUAGGAGUGGGAGUGUAUCAAGGAGUGUGCGGAGUAGCAGUGUAUUUUCCGAAAGGAGUCUCGCGACUAGUGGUGCAGGUGGUCUUGGUAUUCGGGGUCCCGUGAGAGAACGGGUUGUUAAGGCGAUUAGGACGGGGACAACAACGGCUGUUACCGCUCCAUCUACAUCUACAGUCCCUGCCACAACGCCAGCGCCACUGCCAACACCAUCUACACAAACCACCACCACCGCUACUACCAUCGCCGCCACCGAAAAAGAAAAAGAAGCAGAAAAAAUCCCAACCCCAACCCCCACAAACCCCAACGAAGAAAUCCUCGGCUACAUCCCCGGCCCCGACGCGAGCGAGAAUCUCGACGCAGCAGGCAUGGAUGAAGACGACAUGGACAUGGACAUGGACGACGAGGAUGAGGAUGAGGAUGAGGAUGCUGACCUCGACGAUCAUGUCGACGAGGCGUUUGCGGGCAAUUAUUACGGUGGGGGCGGCGCUGAUGAUGAUGAUGACGAUUAUUAUUAG